AUGCCCACAGAUUCAGAGGUCAAAGAAACAUGCGUUCCAGCUCGACCAAUUGAAGGGACCGGGAGCAAUCCAUCGGAUUCGAAUCAUACUGCAUACAGUUCACUCUCCUCUUGGAAUCUGUCUUCUUUCAAUUCCGGAUACACUACCGUAAUGCCAGCAUCCGAAUGUAGACCAUCGGUAUCGGACUUGAUGUACCAACACAGUAGUUCGCAACCGACUGAAUCACGUUCUGCUGCGCCCUCUCUACUUGCCACCCCAGCUCAUCCGAACGGUACCCUCAGUUCCUUUACCAAUCCGUACGUUUCCUCACAUGCAAUGGCUCCAUGCAAUACCGUGAACUCAUACCUCCCCGCCGGGUCACUAGAUGCAAAUGCGUUCGGUUACUAUCAACUUUCUGCACGAGCAGCUUCGAACUCGGGUGCAUCAGUAGCGCAACCUACAACCGUCACAAAUGCACCACUCCAGUCCCAUCCACUGUUUGGUACACGGUCUCCUUUCACCACUUCGGUGCUACUGGAUCCACAAUCUCCGUAUCACUAUCUGUCAACCAAUAUGGACUACAACUCCUCCAUAGACCCAAACGGGAAUCCUCAUCACGGAAAUUGUGCCCCUGCACCCUAUAAUUCGGUUAUUUAUCAACCAGCACAAGCAACGAGUUGUGCUCCGAUCACAGUUGUUCCGUCCACAGGACAAUCGAAUCCCUGUGUGAUCGGACCCGGUGGGGAGUGCGCAAAUGCGUCUAUCCCGUAUCACGCUCCCAUAUAUCCGGCCUCUUCCAUGUUCCCGUUCACCUCGUGUGUUGGUUUUCCCUCUUUAGGCAAUUCCUCGAUGACUUGUGGUCCACAGACCGGUACCAGUGCAGACCUCCGUAAUCCCACGGCCACUAAUCAGACAGUUGCCCCAUCUUCCAAUACGGGAUCACGUCCGGUGAUCAAUCCGGCCUAUAUCUCGUCCGAUAAAUUACCAUUUCAUGCUAGUUCCAGCACAGUAAAUUCGACGCAGGGAUUGAAUUUCGGUUCGUUUGGGCUCAAUCCAGCUGCACAACAACAGUUAGAUGAACUAGUCGAACGUUUGACCUACGACAACAAUGCUGCCGGUGGAUGGAUCAAUCGUGCAGAUACAUCGUCGGGAAAAACUGCACUAAAUGGAGGCGGGAGUAGUGUGGGAACUCGAACUGCCGCGCAGCUAGCACCAAUGACUUAUCGGACGCCCACAAUGAGUACUCCAUUGUCCUACCCUGCCGGUUUAUCGGGGCGAAUGAUAGACAACGGGCUCACCUCUCCCUACUCAGCCUCAGUGCUAUCCGCGUACUGGGCCACACAGGCUACAUCCUCAGCCUGUGUUUCCAGUGCACCAUUUCCCAAUCCAGCGCUGGUCAAUUCAUUUCCAUCGAGCGGUGUGGCUGGGAGAUCGGAUGAUACGACAAACGUUUUGACCCUCUCGGGACAGAUCACAAGCACUGAAAACGCCGCGGAAAACCCCGCGGAUCGAGCCGAUAACACCAACAGACUGUUACAACCCCCGUUCACUGCGCUCGGUCAGUGUGACCGAGUAAACGGAAUUUUGCCUGAAAUGAUUAGUUCAACUGGUCGAGGCUCAGAAAAAGACGGAUCAAACAAUAUAUCCGUUGUUUCACUCGAUCGCGGCGAUCCCAACACGCGAUAUUCACUUCUGGGCUCAACUCCAAACACGUUUCAGUUAGAUGGUUCAAAAUCCCAAUCAACAAAUAUCACAUUUCCCAAUUCUUUGUCAAAUGUGACCCAAGGGGUUGGUGAUGCAAUCGGUUCUGUCAAUCAAGUACUCUUGUCUAAACAAGCAUCAGUGAUACCCCAACUUGGCAUUCUUGGACAGGCCCAAAUAAGCACUGGGGAAUAUUCGGCAACCAGUCAAUCAAAGGAUAUCAAUAACACAAUGAUCGGGUCCGAUUCUAGUGGAAUUCGGACUUCGCAAUUGCCCACAUUUGAUGUGGCUUUGAGUCCUGAGGAUGCUGGGAGUAAUUUUUCAUUUGAUGGACUUUUGGCUGAGUUGAGGCUGGAAGAGAAGCAACAGCAACAGCAGCAACAACAACAACAGCAGCAAGAACAACAACAAAAACAACAACAGACGCAACCCGCACAGUCUCGCUGUGAUGAUCCUGGAAAUAACCUAAAGCAAAAUACACGCAUGCUACUGGAGAAUUUCACCUACCUCUAG
Messenger RNA from Echinostoma caproni, 2193 nucleotides. Lineage: Eukaryota; Metazoa; Platyhelminthes; Trematoda; Plagiorchiida; Echinostomatidae. The record is from the annotation of a GenBank genome assembly.